Messenger RNA from Anthonomus grandis grandis, 1560 nucleotides. It is a transcript of the gene Gmppa, whose product is annotated as mannose-1-phosphate guanyltransferase alpha-A. The coding region runs from base 138 to 1409 and encodes 423 amino acids. The transcript has a single exon. Gene Ontology annotation, molecular function: transferase activity. The record is from RefSeq and is a predicted model, not a curated record. Gene Ontology annotation, biological process: biosynthetic process. Gene Ontology annotation, cellular component: cytoplasm. Lineage: Eukaryota; Metazoa; Arthropoda; Insecta; Coleoptera; Curculionidae.
AUUGAGGUUACGGAUGAUUUGUUUACAUCUGUCAAUUUUUUUUGUUGUGUUAUCAAUAUUUUUAUCAGUGAUAACUUGCUUUUGCCACAUAAGCGUUAGAAUUCGUCCCUACACGUACCCCAUAUCGUACCGUCUUAAUGUUAAAAUCCGUAAUUCUUAUAGGGGGCCCCCUAAAAGGCACAAGGUUCCGCCCGUUGUCUUUGGACAUCCCAAAACCUCUAUUCCCCGUUGCCGGCUUACCGGUGAUCCAGCAUCAUAUCGAGGCCUGUUCUUCUAUCAAGGAAUUAAAGGAGAUUUUAAUCAUUGGUUCCUAUCCGGUAAGCCAACUGCAGCAGUUUGUGAAUGAUAUGCAGUUACAGUACAAUGUCACAAUAAAAUAUUUGCAAGAGUUUACUGCUUUGGGAACUGCAGGGGGCUUAUACCACUUCCGAGACCAAAUCAGGUCCGGUAGCCCGAAGGCUUUUUUUGUGCUUAACGGGGAUGUUUGCGCUGACUUUCCCUUAAGGGAAUUAUAUGAUUUCUUUGAUGAAAGGUCUGCGGAAUGUUUAGUUGCAGUGAUGUCUACUGAGGCAACGAGACCACAGUCGCUUAACUUUGGUUGUAUGGUGACAGAUAAGAACACAAAUGAAAUCACCCAUUAUGUAGAAAAACCAAGUUCUUAUGUAUCAACUCUUAUAAAUUGUGGGAUCUAUGUAUUCUCUUUAAAAAUUUUUAAUAUUAUUGGAGAAGCCUUUAAUUCAAAACAAGAAGAAUAUUAUAAAAAUGGCAAUGGUAAUCCUAAUAAGGACACAGGCUAUUUACAACUGGAACAAGACAUUUUAACACCCUUGGCAGGCAGUGGUAAAAUGUUUGCCUUACAAACCUCAAAGUGGUGGUCCCAAUUGAAAACUGCUAGUUCCGCCAUUUAUGCAAAUAGACACUACUUGGAACUUUACAGGGAGAAACAUCCGGAACGAUUAGCAACAGGAAAAAUGACUGAAACAUGCACAAUUAUACCAGAUGUACAUAUUGACCCAACAGCAGUAAUCCAUCCUACAGCAGUCAUUGGUCCAAAUGUUUCUAUUGGAGCUGGGGCCCAAAUUGGUGCAGGGGUAAGAAUAAGAGAAAGUAUCAUCCUUGACACAGCUGUGAUUGAAGAGAGAAGCCUGAUAAUCCAUAGCAUAAUUGGAAGAAAUUCCAGGGUGGGAAAAUGGGCUCGGGUGGAAGGAACCCCUUGUGACCCAGAUCCUAAUAAGCCUUUUGCCAAAAUGGAAAAUCCAAGACUGUUUAACACUGAUGGCAGAUUAAAUCCUUCUAUAACUAUUCUAGGAUGUUCUGUAAGUGUUCCAUCUGAAACUAUUUUAUUGAAUUCUAUUGUCCUUCCUAAUAAGGAGUUAUCCAGGAGUAUAAAAAAUGAAAUUAUUUUGUAAGGGAGCAAUAUAAAUUGUGUCAAUUAUUUUAAGCACAAAGAAGGGGAAUCAAGGAAGCAGUAAGGUGUAAACAGGAUAGUAAAAACAAUACCAAAAUUGUAUGUAUUAAGGUUAACAAUGUAAUAUAAUGGAACAAGAUUUUUAAAAAUAA